This is a messenger RNA of Pseudoliparis swirei, 6662 nucleotides long. It is a transcript of the gene adamts6, whose product is annotated as ADAM metallopeptidase with thrombospondin type 1 motif, 6. Gene Ontology annotation, cellular component: extracellular matrix. Gene Ontology annotation, molecular function: metalloendopeptidase activity. The transcript has 25 exons. Gene Ontology annotation, biological process: extracellular matrix organization; proteolysis. Bases 509 to 3904 code for a protein of 1131 amino acids. The record is from RefSeq and is a predicted model, not a curated record. Lineage: Eukaryota; Metazoa; Chordata; Actinopteri; Perciformes; Liparidae.
UUAGAGCUGCAGAAGCGGUUUUUGUGUGUGUCCUGAGCUCCCUCUCCCUCUCCCUCUCUCUCUCUCUCUACCCCCCCCUCUCUCUCUCUCUUUCCCUCUCUCCCUCCCUGCACAGUUGGACCCGGAGCUGCCGGUGGAGAUGAGCGUGGUGACUCUCGUGUUAACACUCCGCGUCCGGAAUGCAGAUGGAUCGGUCGAGACGAGCUUCCAACAUAGAGCUUCCCGUUCCGGAGUUGCACCUGAGAGACGACUGUGCGUCUGAUGGAUUACACGCCGUUUCCUGCGAGCUGCUGACAUGAACCCAGAGGCCAGUGAGACGCGGAGGCGCUCGCCAUCGGGAGGAAUCUGAGACCCUGGGUGAGCCCCGCCAGCACGACGACAGCAUUCAGUGAAGUGAGGAGGAGAACCCGUGGACUUGUUAUGGUGCGGCAUCGGACCCGCCGCACGCUCCUCACCCGUUUGUAGCGCCCCCUACCCUCCACCCCAUGUCACACGUCUUCGGCGAAUUAUGGAGAUUUUGUGGAAGACGCUGACUUGGACACUGAGCCUGGUGGUGAUGGCGGCUUCUGAAUUUCAAAGACUUUCACACAACUCUCAAGAGGAGUUCCUGUCCUACCUGCAGCACUACCAGGUGACGGUCCCGGUGCGGGUGGACGAGAGCGGGGAGUUCCUGAGCUACACUGUGAAGCACCACCGGCCGGGCCGGCGGAGACGCGGGCCGACGGACCCCGCGGUGGGGCAGCUGCCCGCCUUGGACCCGGACCCCCAGCCUCCGCAGCCCCGGCUGUUCUACAGGCUGUCGGCCUACGGAAAGCACUUUCACCUGAACCUGACGCUGAAACCCCACCUGGUGUCCAAACAUUUCACCGUGGAGUACUGGGGGAGGGACGGCCUGGAGUGGCGGCACAACGCGGUCGACAACUGCCACUACGUCGGAUUCCUGCGAAAUCGGCAGAGCACGACCCGAGUGGCGCUCAGCAACUGCAAGGGCCUGCACGGUGUCAUAACAACAGAGGAGGACCAGUAUUUGAUAGAGCCAUUAAAGAACAUCUCCUCCGUCGGCUCCAGUGAAUGGAACCGGGACGAAGCACAGCAACAUGUUAUUUAUAAAAUGUCUGCCAUUCCCUCACCACAAGAGCACAGCCAGGGGCUCAGCUGUGGCAUUUCAGACCUCAUUAAAAGCAGCGCACCCCGCCAGUGGAGCGCGCCUUCCCCCGGCCGCUCGGCCCCCGCGCCCCAGAACCAGAGCGAUCGGACAUACGGCGCCCGCAGACGGAGGCGAUCCAUCAGCUCGGAGCGCUUCGUGGAGACGCUCGUGGUGGCCGAUAAGAUGAUGGUCGGCUACCACGGACGCAAAGACAUCGAGCACUACAUCUUGUCCGUGAUGAAUAUUGUUGCCAAACUUUACCGUGAUGCCAGUCUAGGAAAUGUUGUGAACAUUAUUGUGACCCGGUUGAUUGUUCUGACUGAAGAUCAGCCUAACCUGGAGAUCAACCACCACGCUGACAAGUCUCUGGACAGUUUUUGCAAGUGGCAGAAGUCCAUCCUAUCUCAUCACAGCGACGGCAACAGCAUUCCUGAAAACGGGAUGGCUCACCAUGACAACGCUGUCCUAAUCACCCGGUAUGACAUCUGCACCUACAAGAACAAACCCUGCGGUACCUUAGGCUUGGCCUCGGUGGCUGGAAUGUGCGAGCCGGAGAGGAGUUGCAGCAUCAAUGAAGACAUCGGCCUCGGUUCGGCUUUCACCAUCGCACACGAGAUUGGCCACAAUUUCGGCAUGAACCACGACGGCAUCGGGAAUUCCUGCGGCACCAAAGGCCACGAGACGGCCAAGCUGAUGGCCGCCCACAUAACGGCCAACACCAACCCGUUCACCUGGUCCGCCUGCAGCAAGGACUACAUCACCAGCUUUCUCGACUCAGGUCGGGGGACGUGUCUGGACAAUGAACCAAUGAAACGAGACUUCCUGUACCCAACAGUGGCCCCGGGGCAGGUGUACGAUGCAGACGAGCAGUGUCGCUUCCAGUAUGGAACCUCCUCACGCCAGUGCAAGUAUGGGGAAGUGUGUAGAGAGCUCUGGUGCCUUAGCAAAAGCAACCGCUGUGUAACCAACAGCAUCCCCGCCGCCGAGGGGACCCUGUGCCAGACCGGCAGCAUCGAGAAAGGGUGGUGCUACCAGGGGGACUGCAUGGCAUUCGGUACCUGGCCCCAGAGCGCGGACGGGGGCUGGGGGCCCUGGUCGUCGUGGGGGGAGUGCAGCAGGACCUGUGGGGGUGGUGUGUCCUCCUCCAAGAGGCACUGUGACAGCCCAGCCCCGUUGGGAGGAGGGAAGUACUGCCUCGGAGAGAGGAAACGUUACAGAUCUUGUAAGACCGACGCCUGUCCCGCAGGAUCUCGGGAAUUCCGAAAGAAGCAGUGCGCCGACUUUGACAGCAUGCCUUUCCGCGGGAAAUACUACAACUGGAAGCCUUACACUGGUGGUGGUGUGAAGCCCUGCGCGCUCAACUGCCUGGCGGAGGGAUACAACUUCUACACCGAGCGCUCUCCGGCCGUCAUCGAUGGCACCCGGUGCCAGGCCGACUCCCUGGACAUCUGUAUCAAUGGAGAGUGCAAGCACGUGGGCUGCGACAACAUCCUGAGCUCCGACGCCAAAGAGGACCGAUGCCGCGUGUGCGGCGGCGACGGCAGCACCUGCGAGGCCACGGAGGGACUCUUCAACGAGUCUCUACCCAGAGGAGGCUACAUGGAGGUGGUUCAGAUCCCAAAAGGAUCCGUUCACAUCGAGAUCAAAGAAAUUGCCGUGUCGAAGAAUUACAUCGCGCUGAAAUCCGAAGUGGACGAUUAUUACAUCAACGGCGCGUGGACCAUCGACUGGCCCAGGAAGUUUGACAUCGCCGGGACGGCCUUCCACUACAAGAGACCCUCCGACGAGCCGGAGUCCUUACGGGCGCUCGGAGCUACCACUGAAACCCUGGUUGUCAUGGUCCUCCUUCAGGAGCAGAACAUGGGAAUACGCUACAAGUUCAACGUUCCCAUCCAGCGAACAGGAAGUGGGGACAACGAGGUGGGCUUCUCCUGGCACCACCUGCCCUGGUCUGAAUGCUCCGCCACCUGCGCUGGAGGCUCCCAGAGGCAGGAGGUGGUGUGUAAGCGGCUGGACGACAACUCGGUGGUCCAGAACAACUACUGUGACCCGGACAGCAAACCUCCAGAGAACCAGAGAGACUGCAACACGGAGCCGUGUCCUCCAGAGUGGUUCAUCGGCGACUGGUCCGAGUGCGGGAAGACAUGUGACGGCGGGAUGCGGACGAGGACGGUCGUCUGCAUCCGGAGGAUCGGUCCCGCCGAGGAGGAGACGCUGAAGGACACGCACUGCCUGACCCACCGCCCGAUCGAACAAGAGUCGUGCAACAACCAGUCCUGCCCUCCGAAGUGGGUCCCCUUGGACUGGUCGGAGUGCACGCCGAAAUGCGGGCCGGGCUUCAAGCACCGCAUCGCCUUGUGCAAGAGCAGCGACCUCGCCAAGACCUUCCCGCCCGCCCACUGCCCGGGCCACAACAAACCGCCGGUCCGCAUCCGCUGCAGCUUGGGACGCUGUCCGCCUCCUCGCUGGAUCCCCGGUGAAUGGGGACAGUGCUCGGCCCGGUGCGGCCUCGGCCAGCAGAUGAGGACGGUCCAGUGUCUCUCCUACACCGGGCAGCCGUCCCACGAGUGCUCCGAGUCCCUCCGGCCCGCCACCAUGCAGCAGUGCGAGAGCAAGUGCGACGCCACCCCCAUCGCCAACGGCGACGAGUGCAAAGAUGUAAACAAAGUGGCGUACUGCCCGCUGGUGCUGAAGUUCAAGUUCUGCAGCCGUGCGUACUUCAGGCAGAUGUGCUGCAGGACCUGCCAGGGACGCUGACGCCUCGGAGAGGGAACGGGCUCGAAAGACGGAGGAAGGGAGGCUGACGCUGCGAGAGGAGAGAGGGGAAGAAAACCCCCCCGAGAAAGCCUCUCUGGACGCGUGGAAGACAGACGGAGAGAGAUCAGCGGCAGGAGGGGGAGGAGGAGGAGGAGGAGGAAGGGUUUCCCUGUUCAUCUCCCCCGGUCCUCCGGCCCUCCAUCCGUUGGCGGACUCCGAAAAAACCCAGAGAUCUCGAUUUGUCACUUCUGUGAAGUGGAACCUCGGGAAGAUUAUUCGUCGUGUUUUUUUAAAAUUAUAAUAAUAAUUAUCGAGAUCGUCGCGAAGUCUUCCGCCGCGUUUGUCGUUUUUUAAUGAAUCCAAAGUGCCGGACGAGGCGGACGCAGACGGACGAGAGGGGAGGACCCCUCGCUAGAAGAUGGGGUGGGGGGGGGAGGAGCCGGAAGUGUCAGGCUCCCGUCUUUUGGGACCGCUGUGACGGCGCUGUCGGCCGGCAGAACUUUGGCGUCGGUGCACUUUUUCCGUGUAAAUACUUUAGCUCAGAUCAGGACCCCCAUCAUCGGCGUACUGUAUAUUUAUUGUACAACUCCAAAAACAGAGCUGAGAUGUCGUCGGAUAGUUCGCCGACUGAAGGGAACGCAACGCGAUUUAACUUGUAUUCAACGUCUCUGUGCUGGAAUGAAAAAUAUUACAUGCCGAAACAUAACGGUAAGAAAACCCUGAUAUACCGUAAGGAUUUAUAUAUUAUAUACGAUGUUAAUCCAGGAUCCAGAAAAUACCACGUGGUGAUAGAAUGUUUGAAUGGCUUUUUUUCUCUCCUCAGACGGGUGCCUUAGUUGCUCACGCAUAAAUCCAUUAUGUUAGUCCAGAGUGACGUGGAGAGGUUGUCAGGCGGUGCCACGUGAAAUAUGAAAUCACCGAACCGGCCUUUACCGAACGUCCCAGUGAGCGGCUCUCGGUUCGCGAUUGAAGGAUUCAUUUUGAAGGAGCACAUUCUACGAAAGCAGCUCGUUUAUCGGGAAUUCGCGACGCAGUUCGUUUGUCUUUUAUCUUUUGGGCUGGAUGGUUAUGUAAUCAGACGUUUUCAUAUUUUUGUAUUUGAAUUGUGUUGGCGCUGAUGAGGUUUAAAGGAAAAAACGUCAGUUUCUUUCUCGCCGAGAGUUUAACGAGGAGACACCUCUCGCGUCUGUGAAUGUGAAGCUUGAGCCGGCGGGCUUAGCUUAGCAUAAAGAAUGGGAACGGGUGGAAACCGUUAGCGUGGCAGCAACGCUCCGUGCGCCGCAGCUCGGCUAACAAUAGUCCGCGCUAAAGAUUUGUACGCGUAGUUUAUCGUUUACGCAACUUAAUGGACGUGUUAGUUGCGACAUCCCAUGCGGUCGCUAUGCGCUAUGUGCUAUGCGCUAUCCCUCUAAAGCCGAGCAUCAUUUUGGAGGCUUGAAAUAGUUUGGCACUUAAAUGCCCCUCGGAAAUGUUUUACAUCUUGUUUUUCUUGAAAGGAUUAAAAAAAAAAACAGAAGUAAUUUGUGGAUUUUAGGGUGGCUAGGUGUGUCCCCCCCCCCCCCCCGUUUCCAGUGUUUAUGCUAAGCUAAGCUAACUGAGUGUAGUUUUAUAUUUGGUCUACAAACGUCGUGUCAAACCUCUCGUCUCAUUCUCAGCCAGAGAAUGAGGAGCCUAAGCGUAUUUCCCAAAAUGUCUUAACUAUUCAUUUUAAGUAAGCGUAUGCUGGUGCUAAAUAUACACAACCAUUAUGAAUAUGUUGCCAGGCUUCAGACCCCCCCCCUUUCCAUCUCGUCAUCCUUCAGCAAAAAAAGACUCAACGGCGCUUUGACCCUCUUUUUAUUUAGGUAUUUCCUGUGUUCCGGCCUCCCCGGGCUUCUGCGGUGCUAUCAAGCGGUCCACUCAACCCUCCAGCGUGCUUCAGAGUGAGGCCGCAUCCAAACAAUAUGAAAUGAUAUCCUCGUCAAUCAAUAUCCGUGUUGCGAAAUGCCGGUCAUGUUGUUGUUGUUUUUUGUCCGUAUCGGUUUAUACCUCACACUGGGAAUGUUGUCCGUGCCACAAAACAAAAUGGACCCGUAGCCGACGUACCCAGGGGGCGUUCCUGCUGGUGUAAGCGGGGGCGGGGAAAGGGAACGCCGCCGCGGAGAAGGAGUCUUGAGAAAUCCUGAAAGACGAUCGAGGAGCGCGUGCGAGAAUCUCAACUAAUCCUCUAAUUUUGCUGCUGCUACUUAUUUUUUUUCUCCCGUAGCCACCUUCGGUACGACGAUGUCGAGCAGAUUUUAUCGGUUACCGAACCCUCGAGCGAGGCCGUCGGGACGGGCCGGUGGACGCUGAGAAGCGCUCGGACUCGCUGGUCCACGAGGCCUCCGGAGCAAUACAAAAAGAAAAGAAAGAGAACUGGUACUCAUUGCUGUGAACUUGGAUGUUUGAAUGUCACGUUGCUUUUUUUUUCUCCCUUCACCUAAAGUGCGAGAGGAAUGCAAAGCGUCAUGUGAUCAGCUGCGUAUAUUUUAUAUUCAGUAUUACUGUUGGUACACUGUUACUAAUUUCUUUCUUUCUCCAAAUGUAAAUUAUAUGCUAAUUUAUUGCGUUGUCUCACUUGUACAUUUAUUUCACUGCAUGCGGACUACAUUUUUAGCAUAGUGGGGGGAAAAAAAUGCAGCGAUGCAGCCCUUCACCAGCCCCCUCCUUAUCGCCCCUCCCUCCCCCAUCCCCCUUUUAAGAAAAGUAGAUACAAUAAAAAGAGCAGCUUUUAAAGAGA